GCCACCUCAGAUUCUCCAUUUUACGUCUGAGAUUGAGGAAAGCGAAAGAGGGCGGCAAAAGGAAGGAGGGAGAAAGCAACCUCCGAUGGGACGCGGCGGCGACGGUGAUGUCUCCUCCCGUCGCCUGCUCAGUAGCAUGGACAUAUCGCCGGCGGAGGAUGCGAAGGGGGAGAAGGCGGAGGGGGUCCUUUUAUGGUGGCGGCGGUCCAGCCGGAGGAAGCUCCGUCUUGUUGGGUUCGAUGAGCUGCCAGAUUACCUCAAGGACAACGAGUUUAUCCUCAAUCACUAUCGCGCUGACUGGCCGCUUCUUGAUGCUCUUCUCAGCGUGUUUUCCUGGCAUAACGAGACCCUCAAUGUCUGGACGCAUUUGGGGGGUUUCUUCCUAUUCCUUGCGCUCACUGUGGCGGGAUGCGUCGACGGCCUUGAAAAGCUCCGCAGCAACUUCGCUCCCACCAUCUCCAGGAUGAUGCUUUUAUCGAUCAAUGUUCCGAUCCGUAAUAACUACUCGGCAAACACUAUCUCG
Molecule: messenger RNA, 523 nt
Organism: Phalaenopsis equestris
Lineage: Eukaryota; Viridiplantae; Streptophyta; Magnoliopsida; Asparagales; Orchidaceae
Product: heptahelical transmembrane protein ADIPOR2-like
Biological process (GO): response to hormone
Cellular component (GO): membrane
Molecular function (GO): signaling receptor activity
Source: RefSeq, a predicted model, not a curated record